Cladocopium goreaui is the source of this 3108-nucleotide messenger RNA. Lineage: Eukaryota; Dinophyceae; Suessiales; Symbiodiniaceae. The record is from the annotation of a GenBank genome assembly.
AUGGCAAUCCGACUCUUCAUCUGCAGCUAUCAGAGCCAGGUUGUGCAGCGUAUGCAGCGCAUCAACACAGGUUUUUACCGCUUGGAAGGUCAAACCUUUGAGUUGUCAUUGGCGCGGAACAGCGACAAACUUCUGGUGAAGCUGGAUGGUUGGAAUCGUGGAGUUCGGGGAGAGAUGUUGAAGUUCCUUCAGACCCUGAAGGUUGGGCUUCCUCCUCAAAAAAAAGCCAACAGCGCUUGCGUGGCCAUGAUCUACUAUUCCACCUAUGGUCAUGUGAAGCAACUGGCCGAGGAAAUCAAACGUGGUGUGGAAGAAACGGGAAUCAGCGUGGAUUUGUUCCAAGUGCCAGAGACCCUCUCUCUGGAUGCACUGAAGGCCUUGUCAGCAGCCCAGAAACCAGCAGACGUCAUGGUGUUAGACAGGAGAGGUGACGGUCAAUUUGACCUGUCCGAGAUCCAUGGAAUCUCGCCAUGGGGUGCCAGCACUUUGGCAGGUGCUGAUGGGAGCAGACAGCCCAGUCAACUGGAGCUGAAGUGUGCCUCGAAGCACGGCCAAGUCCUUGACAAUGCUGUGAAGAGGACUGUGGCCCCAGCUCCAAACCGCAAGUUCAAAGUGGCGGUGAUCUAUUGCAGCAUGCCACGUGAAGAAAUUGGCGGAGGUCGCUGCCUCAAUUCAGGAGGAUGGAAAGCCAUGGGCGCACCCAAAACGAGCGACCCCAUAAUGGAUCACGCCAAAACCAAGACCUUGGGAGACUAUGACGGAUUUGUCUUCGGAAUUCGUACUCGCUUUUGCUCUGCGGCUGCCCAGAUGAAAGCCUUCUUCGAUGGCACUGGACAACUCUGGCAGAGUGGCGCGCUGGCGGGAAAGCUUUGUGCUGCUUUCACCAGCACAGGAACAGCCAACGGAGGGCAGAAGAGUACGCACAUGACCACUUUGACCAACAUGGUGCACCACGGCAUGAUGUAUGUUCCUUUGGGCUAUCAAGCAGGAGGAGAGGGUCAGUUUGACAUGACUGAGCUGCACGGAGGGUCUCCAUGGGGUGCCAGCACCUUUGCUGGUGCAGAUGGCAGUCGGCAGCCUUCCAAGAUGGAGAUGAACAUUGCUAAGAAGCAGGGCAAGGUGCCAGAUGCUGAGGCAACUUCUGAGAGGAGUGCCUCCAAGCCUACCUUCCAGCCGCAGGUGGUUGGCUCCGUCAAUGUGGACAUCACUAUGCAGGUACAGCGCCUGCCUCAUCAGCAUGAGACUUUGAUGGCCUCUGCGCCCAAGGUAGACCUAGCCCUGGGAGGCAAAGGUGCCAACCAGGCCGUAGCCGCCGCCCGUCUGGGUGCAGCGGUGCGUUUUGUGGGACGCCUCGGACGCGACGCGCAUGGCGACUGGCUGAAGAAGAUCUUGAAAUCCAAUGGUGUGGAUAUCGCUGGCUGCAGCCAUUCUCAAGAGUUGCCUUCAGGGCAGGGGAUGGUCAUGCUGGAUGCAGAGGGUGGGGCCUCGUCAGUGGUGGUUGGCGGAGCCAACAUGGAUUGGGCCUCCUUUUCCGCGCCCACAUUGGAAGAGACGUUGAGAGGUGCCUCGGUGCUGUUGCUGCAGCAGGAGAUCCCCGAAAAAAUCAACGUGGCGGCUGCCGAGGUCGCGAAAGCUCAGGGAGUGACUGUUAUCCAAGACGUGGGGGGAGAGGACCGGCCGAUUUCGGCCCAGCUCCUGCCGUUGAUCGACUUUCUUUGCCCCAACGAGAACGAGCUGCAACGGCUCACUGGGAUGCCUGUGGCCACCAGGGAGGAGGCGCUUCUGGCAGCCAAGUCGCUGGUGUCGAAGGGCGUUUCAGCGGUGCUAGUGACACUGGGGGAGCGCGGUGCUAUGGUGGUGACCAAGGCAGAGACCCUGGAGGUGGCUCCCUUUGCCGUGCCUUCGGUAGUGGAUGGCACUGCAGCGGGGGAUGCCUUCCGUGCAGCGCUGGCGGUGGCCAUCGGCGAGAAGCAGUCGCUGCAAAAUGGUUUGCGCUUGGCGAGUGCUGCGGGUGCCCUUGCGGUGUCACGCAAAGGCGCUGAGCCCAGCUUGCCACAUCGGAAGGACUGCGAGGCACUCCUCGGUGGCAGCAGCGUGGAGCAGGUCUUGGCCGCCCAAACGGUGCAGUCGCUGCAGGGCAGCUGCGAAAAAAGCUGGGCCUUUGCUUCGCAGUUGAAUUCCAUGAAGGAAAGGCUGGAUUUGUGGAAUGGUUCUACUGAUACCCUGGGCCUGAUCGAACGUCAGGGCCAAGUGAAAGGUCUUGGGUUGGUCUACCUGAACUUUCCACAGCACCUCGAAGGACUACAGCCGCAGGAAAUGCUCAAAGCCUUGGACAAAGCGGGCUUGAAGGCCGGCGGCAUUGCCCUGCGCUUCCCCGAGCACAUGCGUCUGGGAGCGUUGACGAACCCAUCCAGGGAGCUGCGGCAAGAAGCAGUGGAACUGACGAAGAGUGCCUGUCGUUGGGCAGAGUCCUUGGGUACUGAGGAAGUGGUGGUGUGGCCUCAAACAGAUGGAUAUGACUAUCAGCUGCAAGUGGACUACCUCUCUGCUUGGUCGCGAGCAGUUGAAGCAUUUCGGGAGGUGCUGGAUAGCUCCGCCUGUCGCCAGAAGAAGGUGUCCCUGGAGUUCAAACCAACGGACGAGAUUAGCCGCUUCGCCCUGGUACCCAGCACAGGGGCAGCGCUGCUCUUUCUGCGGGAUGUGGAUCGCGAGAACUUUGGGUUAACGUUGGAUGUGGGGCAUUUGCUGAUGGCGGGCGAAAACCCAGCCCAAUCUGUUGCCAUGGCAGGUGCGGCUGGAAAAUUGUUCGGCAUUCACUUGAACGAUGGUCAUCCGCGGCUGGGUGCGGAGGACGGCUUGGCCUUCGCCUCCGUCCAUCGGGUGGCAGCCUUGGAGGUGGUGCUGUGGCUGCGACGGGUGAACUACACGGGCAGCAUCUACUUCGACACCUUCCCGAAGAACGAGGAUCCCGUGCGCGAGGCAGAGUUGAAUGUGCGACGUUUUGAAGAACUUUGGGAGCAAACUGGGAAGAUGGAUGAGGAAAUAAAGACGAUGCAGGAACAACAUGAUGCCAUGGGAGUACUGGAGUUCUUGGAUUCACUGGCUUGA